This is a messenger RNA of Entelurus aequoreus (snake pipefish), 1576 nucleotides long. RefSeq lists its product as uncharacterized. The record is from RefSeq and is a predicted model, not a curated record. Bases 624 to 1418 code for a protein of 264 amino acids. Lineage: Eukaryota; Metazoa; Chordata; Actinopteri; Syngnathiformes; Syngnathidae. The transcript is spliced from 13 exons.
GCGUGGAGGAAGACGCGGAGCAGCGUUGAGCCCGUCCCACACAGCAGAAGACUGCUAUACGGAUCCGCCUUCAAAUCGCCCAACCCGCGUUACUGUCACAUUCGUUUUGGCUCCGCCUAGAGGAUACAGCUCCGCCUCUGAAAAUUGUACGGUCAGACAGCUGAUCCUGAGCGGACUUGUGUCUGAUUCGCAUACGCGGACGCGACAAACCAAACCGGCGCGCGCCGCCUAGAGUUAGCCGACCAAUGUCUGCACCCGCAGACGUGGACGCGCCUACUAGCGUGUAUGCGCAUGAGCCAAGAUCUCUGGACUUUCUUUGCUGGAACACGAACCGCCGCCUCCCAGAAUGCUUUGCAUGGGGACGUGCGUCUGACGUCACGUAUCCAGAAAAUUCAAAAUGGCUGCACGCGGUAGGUGAGGCCCGAGCGAAGAAAAGUGGAAAAGAGUGUUAUUCGUCAAAAAACCCACACAACGACGGUCAUUUUUUCGCCGUGCUAUUGUAAAAUUGUCUUUUAUCUGUGUUUUGUGUUCCGGGGGACCCCGACUCCAGAAUGUGAAAGUUUCCCGCGUGAAGCCGUGGAGCUUGAGAUCCUGUUUACUGUGGACUAGCUGUGUGUGACGCCAUGUUGUUUUUGUUUACAUUAAAAAAAAAAGCUCCACCGUCUCGCCGAGUGCCAGCAAGAGUCAUGAGUACUUGUCAACUCGACUCCUCAACUGGAGAUAACUUUCUAGCACCUCACCAUGGGGAAGGAUGUAUUCAUAUGCCUUCACCAGCACAUGCAUUAAACAUGCAGAGAGUUACACAAGUUCUUACCACCUUGGGGCACCAUGCAGACAACUACAGAGACGCAUUAAAAAUAAUGCAACAAUAUGGAAAGGGCUGCAACACCUCAGACCUGCAAUCUGAGGCAGAGAACGAGGAGCUGCCAGAAAAAAGGAACAGGAAGCCAGUCCAUCGUCUCGGGGACUCAGAUGAUAGCGAAGAAGAGCCGGGAAAUAGUGACCUCACAUCUCUGGGGUUGGCAAGCCAAUUGCACAGGCAGACUCCACCGUCUCGCCGAGUGCCAGCAAGAGUCAUGAGUACUUGUCAACUCGACUCCUCAACUGGAGGUAACUUUCUAGCACCUCACCAUGGGGAAGGACGCAUUCAUAUGCCUUCACCAGCACCUGCAUUAAACAUGCAGAGAGUUACACAAGGAACGACAGUCCCUCCUCGACUCCCUCCACCCCCCUCACCAGCAGCCCUCAACAUGUGGCAGACAGAGGAGCCUGGAUCCAGCCUGGCCUACAGGCCAACAUGGCGAGGGGAAAGAAUGGCCGACAACAUUUCCUGCUCUGCGCCUGAGGUAAUCCAUAUCCUUAGCCUGCUGGAAACUAUUAAGCACAGCCAAGACCAGCUGAUUGCGAAGGUGCUGUGAGUAAAAAUGUGUUGACAAGGUCAGCCACGGACGCUGAGGUCACCAAACACGCCAUCAGGUGGUUCAACUUGGCGGGGGAUCGGGCAACGAGGAGACGAGUCCCGCUUCCACUUCCUCAGGAGGAAUACAGAUGUAUAUGUAUAAAUAAACAACCUUUU